Messenger RNA from Aspergillus sclerotioniger CBS 115572, 1536 nucleotides. RefSeq names its product dolichyl-diphosphooligosaccharide-protein glycotransferase. NCBI's taxonomy places the organism in Eukaryota, Fungi, Ascomycota, Eurotiomycetes, Eurotiales, Aspergillaceae. Gene Ontology annotation, cellular component: oligosaccharyltransferase complex; endoplasmic reticulum membrane. The record is from RefSeq and is a predicted model, not a curated record. The transcript is spliced from 4 exons. Bases 115 to 1491 code for a protein of 458 amino acids.
GGAACAUCUCCUCCUCGACACCCAUCGCUGCGGAGUUGUAGUUGCUGUUCUUGCUGGUUUUUCUAACCUGUUUUCAAUUGCUCGCCUGCUCCGCUGUGCGGAAACCCUUCCAUCAUGCGGUGGAGCCUUUCCUUCCUUCUGUUCUGCUUCUUGGCUGUUGUACAUGCGCUCAGUAGUUCGGGGAACCGUCUGCUGGUCGUCUUGGAGGAUGCUGCCGAGAAGGACCUUUACUCCACGUUUUGGAGUGAUCUAGAAGCUCGAGGAUAUGAGCUGGUUUUCGAAUCGCCCAAGAGCGACAAGCUCUCCCUCUUCGAUCUUGGAGAGAGAGCUUACGACCACCUUCUUCUGCUCCCUCCCAGGUCCAAAGGAUUUGGACCUUCUUUGAGCCCCAAGAACAUCGUCGACUUCCUGAACAAGGACGGUAACGUCCUCCUCGCCCUCUCGGGCAAGUCCACCACCCCUAGCGCCAUCAGCUCGUUGCUCCUGGAACUCGAUCUUCACCUGGCUACCGACCGUUCGUCCGUUGUUGUCGACCACUUCAACUACGAUACCCUUUCUGCUACCGAUAAGCACGAUGUUCUGCUUCUCCAGCGCCCCGGCCAGUUGAGGCCUGAUACCAAGGCUUACUUCGACGGAGAGGGUGUCCUGGCUUUGCCCAGGGCUGCUCCUCACACGCUGGGUGACAAUUCUCUGGUUGCGCCUAUCCUGCGCGCUCCCGCGACUGCCUACAGCUACAACCCCAAGGAAGACUUGGGUGCCGUGGAGGAUGUUUGGGCCACUGGGUCCCAGCUGGCUCUUGUCUCGGCCAUGCAGACCAGGGGUUCCUCUCGCUUCACCCUACUUGGCUCUGUGGAGUCUCUCCAGGACAAGUGGUUCUCCGCGACUGUGAAGGCUCCCGGCAACGGAAAGGAAACGGGCACCGCCAACCAGGAGUUCGCCAAGCAGCUGACUGCUUGGACGUUCAAGGAGACCGGUGUCCUGAAGGUUGGUAAGAUCGAGCACCACCUGGCUAAGGACGACCUUACCUCCGAGGACCUGAACCCCACGAUCUACCGCAUUAAGAACGAGACCGUCUUCAACAUUGAGAUCUCCGAGUACAGCUACGACAAGUUCGUGCCUUUCGAGGUCCCCGCCAACGAUGCCCUCCAGCUCGAGUUCACCAUGCUUUCUCCCUUCCACCGCCUGAAGCUGGAGCCUUCUUCCCGCACCGAGAACAGCACUAUCUAUAGCGCGCAAUUUACCGUUCCUGACCAGCACGGUAUCUUCUCCUUCCGGGUCAACUACAAGCGCCCGUUCCUCACCAACAUCGAGGAAAAGCACGAGGUGACGGUCCGUCACUUUGCUCACAACGAGUACCCCCGCAGCUGGAAGAUCAGCGGAGGUUGGGUCUGGAUCGCCGGCCUCUGGUCUGUGAUCGGCGGCUUCCUGGCCUUCGUGUUCGUGUGGCUCUACUCGGAGCCCACCUCGGCGAAGGUCAAGAAGACGCAGUAAUGUAUCAUUUGAAAGAUUAGUAAAUGAAAUAUGCACAUUGCGUCC